This is a messenger RNA of Adineta ricciae, 1188 nucleotides long. NCBI's taxonomy places the organism in Eukaryota, Metazoa, Rotifera, Eurotatoria, Adinetida, Adinetidae. The record is from the annotation of a GenBank genome assembly.
AUGGAAAACAGCAGCAAUUUAACAACGACUGCUAACGAUGUUUCUCAACUAGCAAACGGAGAUCUAGACAAUGACGAUACAAAUAAUUCCGCGUCAGCUACAUCGACUGCUAUGGAAGAUGUUUCGAGUAUAAUGCGAAAUCCAUGGGAUCCAUUCCAUUGUGCUGAUUGGGAUAUGCAGCAACCCAGCGCGACUUGUCUUGCACGAAUCAAACGUGACAUAUGGAGUGUAUUCAAAGAUCCACCACCGGGAAUGUUUAUCGCACCUGAUUCCGAAAACAUCACGAAAAUCCAUGCUCUAAUUGUCGGUCCUUUCGAUACACCAUACGAAGGUGGUUUCUUUUAUUUCCUCAUUCGUUGCCCACCUGAUUAUCCUAUUCGUGCACCUCGUUGUCGUCUGAUGACAACUGGAAAUAACACAGUUCGGUUUAAUCCAAAUCUUUAUCGUAAUGGUAAAGUUUGCCUUUCCAUACUUGGAACAUGGAGCGGACCAUCAUGGUCUCCAGCUCAAUGUAUAUCAUCUCUUCUCAUCUCCAUUCAAUCGUUAAUGUCGGAAAAACCAUAUCAUAACGAACCCGGUUUUGAACAUGAGCGUACGUCAGGUGACUCGAAAACAUACAAUGAAAUAAUAAAACAUGAAACGUUACGUGUUGCGGUGUGUGAAAUGCUUGAAAAUGAAGCAUCAUGUCCAAAACAAUUACGUGAAGUGAUGAUCAAACAAUUUUUUGAUUUUUAUGAGUAUUAUGCCGAAGUUUGCACUGAAAAUUGCAAUAAAGACGGACAAAAAAUGAAUGAUCCAUUUGGUGAUCGCCGUGGUCAAUUCGAAUAUGGAUCGAUAUUACAACGAUUAAAAAAGCUAAAAAGCAAAUUUGAAUCAUUGCAAAGCACAAAUAACAAUAGUGCAUCUUCGGGACGUUCAUCCACUUCUUCGAUAUCGAAACAUCAAUCAAUCGAUGCACGUACUCGAGAAAUAAUGAACGAUGCUGCCUCAAUUGAUCCCAAUCCCGUGUCGAACGAUGCGGCAAAUCUUGACGAUAUCUUCGAUGAUGAUGAUAAUCCCGAUUCAUCAAUGGACGACGACGAUGAAGAUGAUAAUGAUGUUCUUGAUGACAAACAAGAAGUUCCUGAUUCCGAUGGACCAAAAACUAAACCAAAUGCAGAACAUUCAGUAGACAAAACCUUGAUGUAA